Symbiodinium natans is the source of this 2016-nucleotide messenger RNA. NCBI's taxonomy places the organism in Eukaryota, Dinophyceae, Suessiales, Symbiodiniaceae. The record is from the annotation of a GenBank genome assembly.
AUGGAGGCCCUGGCCAAGCAGAAGCUGGUGGAGUUGGAGUCGAAGAACCUCAGCGACUACAACCUGACGCAGGAGGACUUCGGUCUGAGCAACGUGACCCUCACUCUCCUGGACACCGUGCUCACGGAGAUGGGCAGCCUCCUUUCGCAGAUCAACGCCUCGCACCUCACGGACGAGCAGCUGCUCCUGGACCUCGCCGAGGGCUUUGUGCAGUGCAACACCGACCUGACGGCUCGGCAGGUGCAAAGCGACAACCUGAGCAGCCUGGUGAACGACGCCAGCGACUCCCACGACUUGUGCCGCAGCACCGAACAGAACUUGUCGGCGCAGAACGCCACCGCUUGGGCCGCCUACCUGGCCAAAGGCAGCGAAGCGCAGCCGCAGGAGGUCUUGGACUGCCUGCAGAACUUCGUGAACGGAUACAGCCCUCAGACGUCCGAUCACCUUCAGGCGAUCAUUGACUGCGCGUCCACCCUCCAGUCGUGGUCCACAACUUUCGGUGUGAACAUGACAGGCCUCCGGGACGCCUACUUUGGGAGCCUGCACGCCCUGAACAAUCACAGCGAAGACUGCCGGCUGAACCAGUCCACGCUGGAAAGCCACUUCUGCGAGUACCGGCAGCAGCUCGCGGACAGCUGCCUCGCGAUGGAUGAGUGCUACCAGAAUGUAAACCAGACCUUUCAUGAUCUCCUGGUCACCAUCGCCGCCUCUGACUCGCGCCGUGAGGCCUCCUUCAUCGCGGCCACGAAGGUGAUCUGCUACCUGAACGUCCUGAAGGCGAACCUCACGCAGCCCGCUGUGCAGGGCUGCCAGGACCUCGUGGUCGACACUACCGGCCUCGCUGUGGCUAUCCCCGUGCCCGCUACAAAGCAGGCCUGCGACACGUCGCCCGUUGCGGACUACCCCUGCAACACGACCUGGCAGCAGGAGGAGUACUACAGCAAGAGCUGGUACACGGGCGCCCCGCAGAUCCAGCCCGACACCUGCAUAUCCUGCGCUGUGUGGGGUGCACCGCCGACGACGACCACGACCACCACCCUGAAUGCGUGGAGCUCGCUGCUGGAUGGCAGUGGCCCAACCCCUCAGGGCCGAAUCAACUCGGCCAUGUGUGCAGGCAGUGGAGGCAAGGUCUAUCUGUUCGGUGGCUACAACCACAACAACAACCCCGAGGAUCUGGAUCGGAUGAAUGACGCUUGGGUUCUGGAUUUGUCCGUCCCCGGCUGGGCGGAGGUGAGCGUGACGCCAGGGACGGAGCCGGUGCGCCGGGAAGGACACAGCAUGGUCUGCACGGGGGACAGCCUGCUGGUCUUCGGAGGGCAAUCAAUGAGUGGGGGCGUGUUUCAGAGACACAAUGAUCUAUGGAAGCUCACAUUGGCAACCAGCACUUGGCAGCAGUUGACACAAACAAGUGGCACGCUGCCUCCUCCCAGGAGUGGACACUCGGCUGUCUGGAAUCCCGACACUCAGAGCAUGCUCGUGUACGCUGGAGCUGAUGGUAGUACUCGUCUCAGUGACCUUUGGAGCUACAGCUUGACCACCAACGUGUUCACCCAACUCACCCCUACCGGGGGUCCACUGGGUGAUAGGUGGGAGCAUGCGGCGCUUUGGAACCCAGUCGACAACACCAUGCUCAUCACCGCGGGCUUUCGCAUGAAUGUACCGGGCACACCGGGCACGCCGUUGGGCAACGACCUCUGGUCCUACGACCCGCAGGCCAACACCUGGACCGAGUUGAUCCCCCAGGGAAGCCCGAACGCGCCUUCAGCCCGGCGCGUGACCUCCCUCGUCUGGAACACGGCCGCGCAGGCGGCGCUCCUCUUCGCCGGCCACGACGGGCAGUUUCUCGACGACCUCUGGGAGUACAAGGCGGGCAACUGGACGCAGCUGGUGCCCGCGUCCAGUCCGCCGGCCCGGGGCUUUCACCUGGGCGCUUGGGCUUCCUCUCAGGUCAUGAUCGUCUUCGGCGGGUAUGACGGCUCGUCUUACUUGGUGGACACCUGGCAGUACACGCCCUAA